Molecule: messenger RNA, 1518 nt
Organism: Camellia sinensis
Lineage: Eukaryota; Viridiplantae; Streptophyta; Magnoliopsida; Ericales; Theaceae
Source: RefSeq, a predicted model, not a curated record
AUGGACAGGAGUUGGAUGUUAAUUUCUGAUAGAUUCAGUCAGCCAUAUGUAGAUGGGUUGAACUCAUUUUUUGAAUUUGCAAAGGUUCAUUUGGGUGAGGCUAGGGAGAUUAAGUGCCCAUGCAUCAAUUGUUGUAACUUUUAUAAGCCGAAGUAUGAUAUUGUGAAGGCUCAUUUGCUCAUAAGUGGGAUGAUAGUAUCAUACACCACUUGGUUAGAACAUGGUGAACUUCCAGAACACAAUAACCUUGAUGAAAGCAAUGGGGAGAAUAACGAGGAUAAAAAUGAAUAUGAUGAACUGAUAGAGGACUAUCAACGGGGGAAUUUUAUGGAGGGUGAUACUCUAGAAAGAGAGGAUGUACGACACUUUGAUAAAUUGUUAGAUGCUUCCCAAUGUUGCUUGUACCCAGGUUGCAAAAACUCGGAUACUUUGUUAUCAUUCGUUAUUCAGAUGCUACAUGUGAAGGUAGAAAAUAGGUGGAGCAAUAAGUCUUUUGACAAGGUUUUGGAGAUACAAAGGCGAUUCCUACCAGAAGGCCACGUGGUGCCAGGGUCAAUUUACGUGUGCCAGAAGUUGCUACGUGACUUGGGCUUGGGGUACGAGCCCAUCGAUGCAUGUAAACAUGAUUGUGUACUAUUCUGGAAGGAGAAUGCUCACUUGGGAAAAUGUCCCACAUGUCAAGCAUCUAGGUACAGAGUAAAUGAUAGCAAGGGUAAGAAGAUCCCUCACAAGAUAUUGCGUUACUUCCCAUUGACACCUAGGUUGAGAAGAUUGCACAUGUCUAGGAAGACCGCAAAAGACAUGAGAUGGCAUAGUGAUAACCGUGUGGAUGAUGGUGUAAGGAGGCAUCCGGCUGAUUGUAAAGAGUGGAAGGAAUUUGAUUUGCAUUAUCCAGAGUUUGCCCAGGAGAUUCGCAAUGUUAGGUUGGGCCUAGCCACCGAUGGGUUCAAUUCUUUUGGGAACAUGAGCACUUCCUAUAGCAUGUGGCCUGUCAUACUCAUGCCCUAUAACCUCCCACCUUGGAGAUGUAUGAAGGCCCCAUUUUUCAUGAUGUCCUUACUUAUUCCUGGACAUAAUCAACCAGGGACUGAUAUUGAUGUCUACCUAAGGCCGUUGAUUGAUGAGUUGAAGGAGUUGUGGGAGAAUGGCAUGAUGACUUACAAUGCCUCCAUUGAACAGACCUUCCGGAUGCAUGCAGCUGUAAUGUGGACCAUAAAUGACUUCCCUACAUAUGGUGACUUAUCCAGAUGGAGAACUACAGGUUAUUUGUCUUGCCCUCCUUGUAAUGAUAAUCCGUUGUCACGCGGGUUGAUCAGUAAGAUUGGGUGGGUGGGUCAACGAGCUUACUUGCCUGAUAACCACCUUUGGAGGAAAGACAAGAAGUUUAAUGGUUUAACUGAGCUUAGAAAGAAAUCCUUGGAUUUACCGGUGGAAAAAAAUAAUGGCUCAAUUGGAUCAAUUGCGGGAAGUCAAGUUUGGAAAGGAUCCUACCAACAAGAAAAGACCAAGAGAGUCUGA